AUGACUCUCGAAGCAAUUAAGUACAAAGCUGGCCAACUGCAAAUACUCGACCAGCUACUGUUGCCCGGAGAAUCGAAAUACAUUGCCAUUGCCGGCGUUAAGGAUGGUUGGAGUGCGAUUCAUAAGAUGCAGGUGAGAGGUGCACCAGCCAUUGCCAUCGUUGGAUGUUUAUCGCUCGUGGUGGAGAUUUACGAUCAACAGUACGACACGAAGGCUGCGCUCGAGCAGGAAGUAAGCAAACAUCUGCAAUAUCUCGUCACGUCACGACCGACCGCAGUAAACCUGAAGCUGGCGGCUGACGAUGUCAAGGCACUGAUUGAAAGUUGUUUGGCUAACGAAACGGUUAAUGUUGAUGGGAUGAAACAGGAGGUUAUCAAGUCGAUUGAACAUAUGUUGGAGAAGGAUAUAAGUGAUAAUCGUGCCAUCGGCGACAACGGUGCCAAUGUACUGUUGAAAGGAAUAGAUAGGCCAUUGAAAUUGCUAACUCACUGCAACACUGGAUCGCUAGCAACCGCAGGGUAUGGAACGGCUCUAGGCGUAAUACGGAGUGUAAAUGAAAGGAGUCUCCUAGAGCACGUAUACUGUACUGAAACCCGACCGUACAACCAGGGUGCCCGCCUGACCGCUUAUGAACUUGUACACGAUAAACUUCCAGCUACCCUAAUCACGGACAACAUGGUAGCCGCCCUGCUAAACACCCGAAAAAUCGAUGCCAUCAUCGUUGGUGCGGAUCGUGUCGCGGCAAACGGUGAUACUGCGAACAAAAUUGGCACAUAUCAGAUGGCUGUGGUGGCAAAACAUCACGGUGUGCCAUUUUACGUGGCUGCACCAUUCACUUCGAUCGAUGUCGCUAUUACGGACGGUUCGCACAUUAAAAUUGAGGAACGACCAGAACACGAGCUAACGCACAUCGGUGGGCAGAGGAUUGCCGCGCCCGGAAUUGGGUGCUGGAAUCCGGCAUUCGACGUAACACCGGCCGAACUGAUAACGGGCAUUAUCACCGAACGCGGUGUACUGAAACCGAGCGAACUGGCUGAAAAGGUCAGACAAAAAUGAAUGAAG
This is a messenger RNA of Anopheles marshallii, 1062 nucleotides long. Its product is annotated as methylthioribose-1-phosphate isomerase. The transcript is spliced from 5 exons. NCBI's taxonomy places the organism in Eukaryota, Metazoa, Arthropoda, Insecta, Diptera, Culicidae. The record is from RefSeq and is a predicted model, not a curated record. Gene Ontology annotation, molecular function: S-methyl-5-thioribose-1-phosphate isomerase activity. The coding region runs from base 1 to 1056 and encodes 351 amino acids.